Molecule: messenger RNA, 2070 nt
Organism: Solanum dulcamara
Lineage: Eukaryota; Viridiplantae; Streptophyta; Magnoliopsida; Solanales; Solanaceae
Product: riboflavin biosynthesis protein PYRD, chloroplastic-like
Exons: 4
Coding region: 414-1727 (437 amino acids)
Biological process (GO): riboflavin biosynthetic process
Molecular function (GO): zinc ion binding; diaminohydroxyphosphoribosylaminopyrimidine deaminase activity; 5-amino-6-(5-phosphoribosylamino)uracil reductase activity
Source: RefSeq, a predicted model, not a curated record
AAGAAACCAGGUGAAGAACUCUAAAUCGAUUCCAAAACGACACCUUUUCGUAGUUCCUGCUGCUCGGAUAAAGGGUCCAGGGAAGGGCCCGACCACAAGGAUCUAUUGUACGCAGCCUUACCUUGCAUUUCUGCCAGAGGCUGUUUCCAAGCCUUAAUCAAGAAAAUAUAUAUCAAAAAAUUUCGGUUGAUUUAUGAUAUUUAAGGAUUUCUCGUUCUUGCCUGAAUCUGUGUGGCUUCUUAACUCCUCCAUUCGCCGGAGCAGAUUUUGCAGACAAUUGCUGCCAUUGGACUUACGGUCAGUUUUCUUUGUACGAGCCAUUGAGUAUCUAAGAUUCAAAAGGGUUGUUUGUACCAAUUUGAGUCCUAUUAACUGAGAAGCAUCACUGUCGAAUUGGGGGAUUUUCGGUGAAAAUGUACUGCUCACCUUUAAAACAGACUCCUUAUCCAUCUGCUCAUUUUCUUUCUCCACACACUUGUAAAUAUCAACCAAAAGAAUUGAUUUUUGCUUCAACAACAUAUGUUGGGUUUUGUAAAGCAAGCAAAAGGGUGUCCAUUUCUCUAAUUAAUUUUCCAAACGGAGAAAAGGAAUCAGUUUCUACUUCGAGACUAAAUUAUGGGUUCCGUCGUGCAACCAGAAGGGUGUCUUUUUCACUCACUAGCUUGGGAAAUGGUGUAAUGUCACAGGAUGAUGGGUUUUAUAUAAGAAGGUGUGUGGAGAUUGCUAGGAAAGCAGUCGGGCAUACCAGUCCUAAUCCUAUGGUUGGCUGUGUAAUUAUUAAGGAUGGGAAGAUUGUUGGUGAAGGUUUUCACCCAAAAGCUGGCCAGCCACAUGCUGAGGUUUUUGCACUCCGAGAAGCUGGUGAUUUAGCAGAAAACGCAACAGCCUUUGUGAGCUUGGAGCCAUGUAAUCAUUAUGGAAGAACUCCUCCAUGCACUGAGGCAUUAAUCAAGGCCAAAGUGAAAAAGGUGGUUGUCGGGAUGGUGGAUCCAAAUCCUAUUGUAGCUUCAACUGGUGUAAGUAGAUUAAGAGAUGCAGGAAUUGAAGUGAUCACAGGUGUUGAGGAAGAACUCUGCAGGAAGCUUAAUGAAGUUUAUAUACAUCAAAUGUUGACCGGAAAGCCAUUUGUCACACUCAGGUAUUCUCUCUCAGUUGAUGGUGAUCUCUCGGAUCAGCUUGGUGCAGAAGUCACGGAGUCUGCUGGAUACUACUCAAAAUUGUUACAAGAAUAUGAUGCAGUUGUUGUUUCUUCCUUCUUGCUGUCAACGAAGCACUCUGUUCUUUCAUCUAAAGAAGCAGGAGCAAAGCAACCUCUUCAGAUAGUAUUAGCAAAAAGUUCAGGUUCACUACAACUCCCUGUUACAACGGCAUCAUCUAAAACUAUAAUCUUCAGUGAUGAGGAGAUUGUUGUGGAGCCUGAAGCAAGUCAAAGAGGGAUAGAGACAGUAGUUCUGGAUAGGAUGAAUUUAACAGCUAUCCUUGAACAUUGCAAGCAUCAAGGACUAUGCAGUGUGAUGCUGGACUUGAGAGGAAACUCCGCAGAAUUUGAGGAAAUCCUGCAAGAAGGUUUAGAACAGAAUUUGUUUCAGAAGGUAAUUGUGGAAGUGCUGCCAGUUUUAGGUGCAAGUUGUAGAGAGGCUUUCAAAUAUAUGCGGCAAAACCGAAGGCUGAAGAGUUUAACAUCGAGGACCUUAAGCGAAAGUAUUCUGCUGGAAGGAUAUUUCUAAGUAUGGUGAUCAUACAAGGGUAUCUUCCGCUUAUCACUGAAAGCUGCAACAAAUCUACAAGCAUAUCAAAGUUACAUUCCUGCCUCUAAAAGAGGAAACUUGAUUUCUGGACCAAAUCUACUUUAUUCAUGUCACUUGGCACUAUACUGAAAGGUCCAUGGUAAGAUCAAGCUUCUCUUGUCAAUGUUGUAGAAUUGACUCUGCUUUGUACUAGAGUCUUAGCCCAUUCAAGUUUUAAGACAAACACGUAAUGUUGCUUUCCAUUGUUGCAUUUCAAUUGACAAUAAAGAUGUCUGUGCAUUUUGAUCUUCGCUUUCGUUUGAUCAUGUGGUGAACUUGUUAA